Prunus mume (Japanese apricot) is the source of this 788-nucleotide messenger RNA. RefSeq lists its product as uncharacterized. Lineage: Eukaryota; Viridiplantae; Streptophyta; Magnoliopsida; Rosales; Rosaceae. The record is from RefSeq and is a predicted model, not a curated record. Gene Ontology annotation, molecular function: metal ion binding.
CCGCUCCCUUUCUCUCCAACAAACGGUACUAAAGGACUCAAAGUACCUCAAAAAGUAGGAAGGCUCCAUCAGGACAGCAGUAGCUGCUGCUAGAUCAUUUUCUACUUGCAUGAUGGGAUUGAACUUCUUACCUUCCUGCUCUGUGUGAGGUUCUUCUUCUUGCUCUGUUUAAGCAACAUAACGAAGCCAUGGCUUGCAGUAUUGAUGCCCUAACAAGGAGCUCUCAUGAUUUGGAAUCAAAAUGAAGUCAAACACUUCAUCACUUUCUCCUGGAACCAGUCUUGCCUCUGCUGAAUCUUUAUCCAUGCCUCUUUUCCAGGAAGUUGUUCUCUCUGCUGAUAUAGGAUGUACUGAAUGCCAAGAGAGACUUGCAGACAUGAUGUCAAAAUUGGGUGAGAUAGAGUCUGUUGUGGUGAAUGCAUUGGAGAAGAAGGUUACACUCAUUUGCAGAUAUCCCAGAGUAGCCAAAGUACCGGCCCGUCCGCUAGUUGCUGCUGUUUACAGGAACCCUCUAAACAAAUUUGCCUUGAUUAAAAGGAUAUUUCGUUCUUCCUCGAGUUGAUCAAUUCCAAGCCAGAUUGAGAAGUCCAAGAUGCUAUGGGAAAUUCAUAUCAGAAGUCUUCCUAAUUCCUUCAAUUGGAUUGGACAUGAAUAUUACUUUUUCGCUCUGAUUAAUUGAUGAUUGGUACAUACUUCAGUUGGUGAUUUAGUUCCACAUUUUGUAAUUGAAUUUUUAUAGAAACGUAUAGUAAAAUAAGUGGGACAUAUUGGUAGAUUGAUUGGGCAAA